CUAAAACGAAGAACUUAAGACACCUGCUAUAAUUUGUCUGUGACCUAACUUGCAGGAAGAACUUUGAAAAAUCAUGAGAACUAAAAUUAACUUUGAUCUUUUAGUUAAUUGUUUUUGUUUUGAUAACAGAGUGGUUGACAAACAGUGAUGUGUGGCGACUUGUUGAUGGAAGGCAGUUUUUAUUCGAACUGUUGUCAUGUUUGUAAGUUGCAUCAACCCGAUGUUGAUGUGAAGCGAUGCAGCAAAUGUCGAUUGAUUUCAUAUUGUUCUGUGAAACACCAAAAGAAACAUUGGCCAAAGCAUAAAGAUCUGUGCAAAAGUAUUGUGAGAAUAUGCCACAAUAGCGGGGUGUCGGCGUUAUUUGAAACUCUCAAUGCGCACAUGACGACGAGAGAAUGGUGUACUCUUCGCACGAAAUAUAUGGCUGCUGCUGAAGUCUUUGUAGCGAGAAAACUAUGUAAAUACGAGCGUGAGAUGUUUUUCUUCCCAAGAGUUUGUAGGGUCUGCAAAAUGUUCAAUAACGGCGAUUUGAUUGAUUGUGGCGAUUGUCUGUCAGCAAGCUACUGUUCAGUUGACCAUCAGUUAAAAGAUUCAACGAAUCACUCGGGAGUGUGCAGUGAUUUGAAACUUUGUUUGGAAAUUGACACAAAAGUGAAAAAUGAUUUGGAUUUUAGCACUCUAAUGGUGACAAGUCAAGAAGAGUAUACUCUUUUGCCCAAGAACACAAUAGAUUUUAUACAGUCCCAUAUUACGUUUGAUAAACUGGUUACUCUGCCUCCACAGUUGGUGUUCGCGUAUGUGUCAGAGCUUUUCUCAUGUCCUUUAACGCUGUUGUAUGCCCUCGAGAGAGAGAGAAUUAUGAGAGCCUCCCUUAUUGUGCAUGUUGUUGGUGCUAGUUACCUUGAGUGCUCCUUUUUCUUCUCUUGGGAAAGUGUGUUGCACUGGUUACCACAUGUAAAAUAUUUAUCUGUUGUGUUCAUUGGACCAGAUGUUAUUGAGGGUAAAAGUUUCACGUUGUGCUCGGGAUGUGAAAAAAAGGGAAAGGGGAUCAACAUUAAACUUUACAGUGGCAUGUAUCAUGACUUCGUUAAGUCAGUUAGUUAUGAGACUCCGUCUAUAAUCGUGGCAUACAAUAGUGGUAUUGAUGAACAGAGUUCUCACGACACAUGGGGCCAGUCCAUACCAUUUUUUCUGAAAUAUGAUGCAGUACCGUUUGUUUUAACUUCAUAUACGUUAUCGGAGGCAAUAUCAGAUUUAAAUAAAAUAUGCGGAAUUGCAGGUUGUGAAAUUACUAUUUCUGUUUCCUGUGAAAGAAACCAAUUUUCAAGCCAACGACCUUACCGAGAUUGGGAGACAGACCCCUUAUGCACAUUUUGCUAUAACAACUACUUGAGUAUUGUAAAGCGUGGAAGUGAGAGUACAAAAUAAUGUAGAGGGCAACAAAAUAGUUGUCUGACUGAAUGGCUUAAGGACAGUAUUUGUGCUGUAUGGGGUGUUAUUACAGGUACGUGCAGAGCCUUGUCAAUUGCAGCUAGCUGCACACUUGCAAACUGCCCCUACUACUCCUUGGUGCCUCAAUUUGUCAAUGACAAAGCUAUUUUCUUAAAGUGAUACAUCGUGCUUAGGCUACGUCUAGAGACUGUAAUUAUUGUUAAGAACUUUGCUAUGUUUUUUAUGACUUUAAUAGUUUAUAUCACCAUUGCAGUGUUUGUAUUGUAAUGCAGUGUACCUGAAAUUUCUCUUUGGUAAUAAACAGGUCUUAUAAAAAUAUUGAAAAUUAUACACUGUUUACACAAUCUAGAGGUACUAGCCGUAGAAUUUUUUCAGUUGCGAGUGUACCUAGAUAAAGAGGGUUGUGAUGACAAAAUCAGUGGUUAAAUUUAUGUAGGUGAUUCCUGGCAGCAAACCAAGAAAGGAAAUACCCAUAAUAACAUGUAGAUUGAAGUGCAAUUAGAUAUUAAACAGAGCAUGUGUUUUAAAAAUUGUAUAGUCUGUAUUAAAGUAGCAUUUGUGGCUCUAAGGGCAGACCCCUCAGUUGCCACAUAAUAAUUUAUUUUAGUGUUAUCACUUGUAACUACUUACUGUACAUAUCAGGUAUUGCAUUGACACAAUAGGUUGUCUACACACACCAAAUUUACAGUCGAGUUGGUGGCCGAUGUGGACUGUAAUUGUAAAUGCCUUUAUGGUCACUGCCAUUAGCCAUUGCGCCAAGUGUCAACUUGGAUUGCACAGAUAACAUCCACAUUUUGGAAAUUAUCUGUGAAUACUUGCUUUUCAGAGACCACAAGAAGAAGUAAAUUUAUAAAGAACCAUUAAGGGCAUGCAACCUCUACUAUGAAUGCUUUCGAGGGAAAUUUGCAUGGAGCAGGAGCAGUAGCUUUACAGAAAACACACACACACACACACAGAGGUUGCAUGGGGAGAAGAGCUGUGUUAUUGAAAAUGGUUAAAAUAACCCCAUCACCCAGAUUCAAGAUACAAUUAAAAAUAAAGAAAUGGCUCUAAAACCUACCAGCCAAUGUUGCACAAACCUAAACCAACAAAAAGAUUAUUAUCGUGAAGAAUGCCCAGAGGAGACUACCACUCUGGAAAGUGCAGCUGCGCUCAGAAGGUUGAGUGGUGGUGGUAAUGGGGUAGAGGGCCCAAUGGAAAACACUGCUGACUGUGCAUGGGACUCGACCUGCUGCUCCCUGGCAGGUGAUGGAUGGCGGCUGCCGAUGUGGUGCUAAGUCCCAGGGAGGGAAUUUUAAGUGCUGAUAGCCGCAAGUGUGGACUGUAGGUUCCCGUGAGGAACUUAGUGCUGGUGGCAGUUGCAGCAUGGUCUGAUACUUGUGGCUGCUGCUGGCGAUGUGCAGUCGUCGUACUGUUCGGCAUUGCCUUGGCGUCGUGAUGGUGCUGCUGGACUCUGGCGACAAGAAUGCUUAUGCCUAAAAAUUAAGGCAUAUUUAUAUAGUCCUGAGGCACACAUUUAUUGCACUAAACCCUCACACCUAGUCACAUCGCUCAGAAGGAGAGAUUCUCUGUGGUGUGAUGACAUCAACCUGUCCCUAUGGUCAUUACAGCUGUGCAGUGCAGUUUUCCACUGAGCACAACUAGUCUCAUCUCACAGUCCUUUACUUGUAUGUUAUUCUGACUCUAUUGCAGCUGUUGAUCUGUGACUGCUAAGGCAGUACUUUAUAAAUUUGCUCAGUGUUCCCAGUAUGCUCUCGCAAAACAGCUUCUAAACUGCAUCAUAGAUAUGGAAAGUUUAUAGGAAAAUUAAGAGGCAAACUGGUUUUCAUACCACAAAUUCAACUCAUUCAGCUACCAUUCAGAUUUAAAAGGCAUAAGAUGAGGGCAGUUGGAAUAUUGACAAAUUGUUUUUUCCGCACAGACAACUUGGCGCGCCAUGUUUGCAGGUUCGACAAUCACAAGUGUCUUUCCACCCAAAAAUAUAACAGUUAGAUGCUAUACAAGUGAGA
Messenger RNA from Schistocerca serialis cubense, 3461 nucleotides. RefSeq lists its product as uncharacterized. Bases 148 to 1428 code for a protein of 426 amino acids. Lineage: Eukaryota; Metazoa; Arthropoda; Insecta; Orthoptera; Acrididae. The transcript has 2 exons. Gene Ontology annotation, cellular component: extrinsic component of mitochondrial inner membrane. The record is from RefSeq and is a predicted model, not a curated record.